Messenger RNA from Zingiber officinale, 1637 nucleotides. RefSeq names its product maltose excess protein 1-like, chloroplastic. The transcript has 9 exons. Gene Ontology annotation, cellular component: chloroplast envelope. The record is from RefSeq and is a predicted model, not a curated record. Lineage: Eukaryota; Viridiplantae; Streptophyta; Magnoliopsida; Zingiberales; Zingiberaceae. Gene Ontology annotation, molecular function: maltose transmembrane transporter activity. Bases 143 to 1372 code for a protein of 409 amino acids.
UUGCUCUUUCGCCGGUGCCGUGAAUCCACCUAUAUAAACACCACCCAUCACCUCCAAGCUCGGAUCAAGUGUUCUCCCAUGUUGCCCUCGUGAUAGAUCUCGUCGCCUCCUUUCCCUUCGCGCUUCCCUCGCUCGCCCUCUCAUGGCAAUGGCAAUAACUCCCCCGCCGGCGCUCCGCCUUCGCCAGUCGGCUAGCCAUGGACCCUUCCGCCUCUUCCCUCCUCGCCCUUCGCGUUCACUCGUGGCGAGGGCCCAUGGCUCCAUCCCCAUGCCACUGUGUCGACGUCUGAUAACCCUAAACCAAUACCUUCCGGCAUCCGCAAUUCCACGCCUGCGAUCGUCGCCGCUCUCCGCCACCUCGGCUGACGACGUCCAUCCGGUCGAUAAGAUUCGAUUGUUUGUUGUCCAGGGAUCCAACUACCAGGAAUGGGACUCCUUGACGUCCAGGUUCGCGGGAGCUGCGAACAUCCCCUUCCUCCUCCUACAACUUCCCCAGAUCAUCCUAAACGCCCGCAAUCUUCUCUCGGGCAACAACGCCGCCCUUUUUGCCGUGCCUUGGCUCGGUAUGCUUACUGGAUUGCUGGGCAACCUGUCGCUAGUGUCCUAUUUCGUGGAGAAGAAGGAGACAGAAGCAGUCAUCGUCCAGACGCUGGGUGUCGUCUCGACGUAUGUAGUGAUAGCACAGCUAACCAUGGCCCAGGCGAUGCCACUGCCGCAAUUUGCGGUGACGACGAUUGUUGUGGCUUUAGGGCUCGUUGUGAACUUUUUGAAUUACUUUGGUUGGGUUGAUGGUGCUAUCUGGAAUCUCUGGGAGGAUUUCAUUACCAUUGGUGGACUAGCUGUACUCCCUCAGGUUAUGUGGUCUACGUUUGUCCCAUUUGUCCCCAGCAGCAUCCUUCCAGGAGUCAUUUCCUUCACUCUGGCAGCUGCAACUGUCAUUUUGGCACGGAUUGGCAAACUUUCCGAGAAGGCAACAAAGUUAGUAGGUUCAUUGUCUGGAUGGACUGCUACCCUCCUUUUCAUGUGGAUGCCGGUUGCACAGACGUGGACAAAUUAUCUCAACCCUGAUAACAUCAGAGGCUUAUCCUCUUUCACAAUGUUGCUUUCGAUGAUGGGAAAUGGUCUGAUGAUUCCGCGAGCUUUGUUUAUACGAGACCUUAUGUGGUUCACUGGUUCAAUUUGGGCAUCAUUUCUUCAGGGUUGGGGAAACCUAUUCUGCAUGUAUAGUCUUAACACCAUCAGCAGGGAGUUUUUCUUUGGAACAACCAUUGGACUGCUUCUUUGGACAGGGAUGUCCCUCUGGAGAGAUUCAGUGGCCUAUGGAUACAACAACCCUUUAAGAUCCAUCAAAGAGCUUGUUUUUGGAUCAUGAUUAAAAUGAAGAUAGUACUUUCUUUUAGUAAUCCAAGUGUUCGAGCUUCCUACUAAUCUGAAAGUCCUACGAAGCCGACCUCCAGUAAAAUCUACUUUACUACUUCAAGAUGGUAAUUCUAGAAAACCCUAUAUCAGAUUAUGCUUCUCAAAUAUUACCAUUUAUAUAUUUUAUGCUCCUUGUUUUAUUUUUUUUUCUUAAUACAUGUUAUUUCUUCUAUUCUGCCAUAAAUGCCAAAUAAAGAAUUUAGCAAUUUGUUUAGUGA